Molecule: messenger RNA, 12133 nt
Organism: Vombatus ursinus (common wombat)
Lineage: Eukaryota; Metazoa; Chordata; Mammalia; Diprotodontia; Vombatidae
Gene: NF1
Product: neurofibromin 1
Exons: 58
Coding region: 28-8619 (2863 amino acids)
Biological process (GO): regulation of GTPase activity
Source: RefSeq, a predicted model, not a curated record
CCCCAGCCCCCCGGCCGCGGGGCGGACAUGGCCGCACACAAGCCGGUGGAAUGGGUCCAGGCCGUGGUGAACCGCUUCGAUGAGCAGCUUCCAAUUAAAGCUGGACAGCAGACUACACACACCAAAGUCAGCACUGAACACAACAAGGAGUGUCUUAUCAACAUUUCCAAAUACAAGUUUUCUCUGGUUAUAAGUGGCCUCACCAAUAUUUUAAAAAAUGUUAACAAUAUGAGAAUAUUUGGAGAAGCUGCUGAAAAGAAUUUAUAUCUCUCUCAGUUAAUUAUUUUGGAUACACUGGAAAAAUGCCUUGCUGGGGUAAGUGAUUUGCAGCCAAAGGACACAAUGAGGUUAGAUGAAACAAUGUUGGUCAAGCAGUUGCUGCCAGAAAUUUGCCAUUUCAUUCACACCUAUCGGGAAGGGAACCAGCAUGCGGCUGAACUUCGGAGCUCCGCCUCCGGGGUCCUCUUCUCCCUCAGCUGUAAUCACUUCAACGCGGUCUUCAGUCGUAUUUCUACCAGGUUACAGGAAUUGACCGUUUGUUCAGAAGAUAAUGUCGAUGUCCAUGAUAUAGAAUUGUUACAGUACAUCAACGUGGAUUGUGCAAAAUUAAAGCGGCUACUGCAGGAAACUGUAUUUAAAUUUAAAGCCUUAAAGAAGGUAGCUCAGCUAGCAGUUAUAAAUAGCCUAGAAAAGGCAUUUUGGAAUUGGGUAGAGAACUAUCCUGAUGAAUUUACAAAGCUGUACCAGACUCCCCAGACAGAUAUGGCUGAAUGUGCAGAAAAAUUAUUUGACUUGGUGGAUGGUUUUGCUGAAAGCACCAAACGUAAAGCUGCAGUUUGGCCACUGCAAAUCAUUCUUCUUGUCUUAUGUCCAGAAAUAAUCCAGGACAUUUCCAAGGAUGUCGUCGAUGAAGCGAAAAUGAAUAAGAAAAUGUUUCUCGACAAUCUCAGAAGAGCACUGGCCGGGCAUGGCGGGAGCAGGCAGCUGACAGAGAGCGCCGCGAUCGCUUGUGUCAAACUGUGCAAAGCCAGUACCUACAUCAACUGGGAGGAUAACUCAGUCAUUUUCUUGCUCGUCCAGUCAAUGGUAGUGGACCUGAAGAACUUGCUUUUUAAUCCCAGUAAGCCCUUCUCCAGAGGCAGCCAGAACGCCGACGUGGACCUCAUGAUCGACUGCCUGGUUUCUUGCUUUCGAAUAAGCCCUCACAACAACCAACACUUUAAGAUCUGUUUGGCCCAGAACUCCCCAUCCACAUUUCAUUAUGUGCUGGUAAACUCCCUCCAUCGAAUUAUCACCAAUUCUGCCCUGGAUUGGUGGCCCAAGAUCGAUGCUGUGUAUUGUCAUUCUGUUGAACUCCGAAACAUGUUUGGUGAAACCCUUCACAAGGCGGUGCAGGGCUGUGGGGCUCACGCUGCAAUCCGAAUGGCGCCGAGUCUUACAUUUAAAGAAAAAAUGACAAGCCUUAAAUUUAAAGAAAAACCUACGGACUUGGAAACAAGAAGUUAUAAAUACCUCCUAUUAUCCAUGGUGAAACUAAUCCAUGCGGAUCCAAAGCUGUUGCUCUGUAAUCCAAGAAAACAAGGGCCUGAAACUCAGGGGAGUACGGCAGAGUUAAUCACAGGCCUGGUGCAGCUUGUCCCCCAGUCCAGCAUGCCGGAAAUAGCCCAAGAAGCAAUGGAGGCUUUGCUGGUUCUUCAUCAGUUGGAUAGCAUUGACUUAUGGAAUCCAGAUUCACCUAUAGAAACAUUCUGGGAGAUUAGCUCACAAAUGCUUUUUUAUAUCUGUAAAAAGCUAACUACCCAUCAGAUGCUUAGCAGUACAGAAAUUCUCAAAUGGUUGCGAGAAAUUUUGAUCUGUAGGAACAAAUAUCUUCUUAAAAAUAAGCAGUCAGAUAGGAGUUCUUCCCAUUUUCUCUACCUUUAUGGGGUAGGGUAUGAUGUCUCUUCUGGUGGAGGUACCAGUCAUAUCUCUCUAGACCAUGAAGAGUUUAUACGCACCUGUGCUCAAGGACCACCUCUCAGGAAAGUCAAAGGAAACUCCUCGAUGGAUGGUGCAAUAGGGUCCAGCGGGACACCAAUCUGCCGCCAGGCCCAGACUAAGCUCGAGGUUGCUCUGUACAUGUUUCUGUGGAGCCCCGACAUCGAAGCUGUGCUUGUGGCCAUGUCCUGCUUUCGACACCUCUGUGAGGAAGCCGAUAUCAGGUGUGGCAUAGAUGAGAUUUCGGUGCACCAUUUCUUGCCUAACUAUAAUACCUUCAUGGAGUUUGCAUCUGUCAGCAACAUGAUGUCAACAGGAAGGGCAGCUCUUCAGAAGAGAGUGAUGGCGUUGCUGCGGCGCAUUGAACAUCCAACCGCUGGCAACACCGAGGCUUGGGAAGAUACUUACGCGAAAUGGGAGCAAGCUACAAAAUUAAUCCUCAAUUAUCCGAAAGCCAAAAUUGAAGAUGGCCAGGUCGCUGAAAGCCUUCAUAAGACCAUCGUGAAGAGGAGAAUGUCUCAUGUGAGUGGAGGGGGCUCCAUUGACCUCUGUGACGCAGACUCGCUCCAGGAGUGGAUCAACAUGACCGGGUUUCUCUGUGCCCUCGGCGGGGUGUGCCUCCAGCACCGAAGCAACGCGGGCUUUGCCACCUACAGCCCCCCGAUGGGCCCGAUCAGUGAGCGCAAGGGCUCUCUCAUUUCCAUGAUGUCCACUGAUGGAAACGCCGAGACGCCUGUCAGCAAGUUCAUGGAUCGGCUGCUCUCUCUGAUGGUGUGUAACCACGAAAAAGUGGGACUGCAGAUACGGAGCAAUGUCAAGGAUCUGUUGGGUCUCGAAUUGAGUCCUGCCCUUUAUCCAAUGCUGUUUAACAAAUUAAAGAGUACCAUCAGCAAGUUUUUUGAUCCUCAAGGACAGGUUUUAUUGACGGACACCAACACCCAAUUUGUGGAGCAGACCAUAGCCAUAAUGAAGAACUUGCUGGAUAAUCACGCUGAAGGCAGUUCUGAGCACAUGGGACAAGCUAGCAUUGAAACGAUGAUGUUGAAUCUGGUUAGAUAUGUUAGAGUGUUUGGGAAUUUGGUACAGGCAAUUCAGAUCAAAACGAAGCUCUGCCAGCUGGUUCAAGUAAUGAUGGAGAGGAGAGAUGACCUUUCAUUUUGCCAGGAGAUGAAAUUUAGGAAUAAAAUGGUAGAAUAUCUGACAGAUUGGGUCAUGGGAACAUCUAACCAAACAGCGGAUGAAGAUGUGAAAUGUCUAACUAGAGAUUUGGACCAGGCAAGCAUGGAAGCAGUGGUGUCUUUGCUCGCUGGGCUCCCUUUACAGCCUGAAGAAGGAGAUGGGGUGGAAUUGAUGGAAGCCAAAUCACAACUGUUUCUUAAGUAUUUCACACUGUUUAUGAACCUUCUCAAUGACUGCAGUGAGGUUGAAGAGGAGAGUGCCCAGAUCGGGGGCAGGAAGCGAGGCAUGUCUCGAAGGCUGGCGUCGCUGAGGCACUGCACCGUGCUGGCGAUGUCCAACUUGCUCAAUGCUAACGUUGACAGCGGCCUCAUGCACUCCAUAGGAUUGGGUUAUCACAAAGAUCUUCAGACAAGAGCCACGUUCAUGGAAGUCCUCACAAAAAUUCUUCAGCAAGGCACAGAAUUUGACACGCUUGCAGAAACCGUGUUAGCCGAUCGAUUUGAGAGACUGGUUGAGUUGGUCACAAUGAUGGGUGAUCAAGGAGAGCUCCCCAUAGCCAUGGCUCUGGCCAAUGUGGUGCCUUGUUCUCAGUGGGAUGAACUUGCUCGAGUCCUUGUUACUCUCUUUGAUUCCCGACACUUACUCUACCAGCUGCUUUGGAACAUGUUUUCUAAGGAAGUUGAGCUGGCAGACUCCAUGCAGACGCUUUUUAGAGGGAACAGCUUGGCCAGUAAAAUCAUGACCUUCUGUUUUAAGGUCUAUGGUGCUACCUACCUGCAAAAGCUUCUGGAGCCUUUACUGCGCUUUGUUAUCACAUCCUCUGAGUGGCAGCAUGUCAGCUUUGAGGUUGAUCCCACCAGGCUGGAGCACAGCGAGAGCCUUGAGGACAACCAGCGGAACCUCCUGCAGAUGACCGAGAAGUUCUUCCACGCCAUUGUAGGCUCCUCCUCGGAAUUCCCCCCGCAACUCCGCAGCGUGUGCCACUGCCUGUACCAGGCAACUUGCCACUCUCUACUGAAUAAAGCUACCGUAAAAGAAAAAAAGGAAAACAAAAAAUCAGUUGUUAGCCAGAGAUUCCCUCAGAACAGCAUUGGCGCCGUGGGGAGUGCCAUGUUCCUGAGAUUCAUCAACCCUGCCGUUGUCUCUCCCUACGAGGCAGGGAUUUUAGAGAGAAAACCGCUCCCUAGAAUUGAAAGGGGACUGAAGCUGAUGUCAAAGAUACUCCAGAGCAUUGCCAAUCACGUCCUCUUCACAAAAGAAGAGUAUAUGAGGCCUUUUAACGAUUUUGUGAAAAGCAACUUUGACGUAGCACGGAGAUUUUUCCUUGAUAUUGCAUCUGAUUGCCCUGUAAGUGAUGCCAUAAACCACAGCCUUUCCUUCAUCAGUGAUGGCAAUGUCCUGGCUUUGCACCGUCUGCUCUGGAACAACCAAGAGAAAAUUGGCCAGUAUCUUUCAAGCAACAGAGAUCACAAAGCUGUUGGAAGGCGACCUUUCGAUAAGAUGGCAACACUCCUCGCUUACCUGGGCCCUCCUGAGCACAAGCCUGUGGCCGACACACACUGGUCCAGCCUGAAUCUUACCAGUUCUAAGUUUGAGGAAUUUAUGACAAGGCACCAGGUACAUGAAAAAGAGGAGUUCAAGGCUUUGAAAACAUUAAAUAUCUUCUAUCAAGCAGGCACUUCCAAGGCUGGAAAUCCCGUUUUUUAUUAUGUCACACGAAGGUUCAAGACUGGUCAGAUCAAUGGGGAUUUGCUGAUAUACCAUGUCUUACUAACUUUAAAGCCAUAUUAUGCGAAGCCAUACGAGAUUGUGAUGGACCUCACCCAUGCCGGGCCUAGCAAUCGCUUUAAGACAGACUUCCUCUCCAAGUGGUUUGUUGUUUUCCCGGGCUUUGCUUACGAGAACGUCUCUUCGGUCUACAUCUACAACUGUAAUUCUUGGGUGAGGGAGUACACCAAGUACCACGAGAGGCUGCUCACCGGACUCAAAGGCAGCAAAAGACUCUUUUUCAUAGAUUCUCCCGCAAAACUGGCCGAGCACAUAGAUUACGAUCAGCAAAAGCUGCCGGCCGCCACCUUGGCUCUGGAUGAGGACCUCAAGGUAUACAACAGUGCUCUCAAGCUGGCUCACAAGGACACCAAGGUGACCCUCAAAGUUGGCUCUACUGCAAUUCAAGUGACAUCGUCUGAGCGAACUAAAGUCCUGGGGCAGACGGUUUUUCUGAACGAUAUUUACUAUGCCUCUGAGAUUGAAGAAAUCUGUCUUGUGGAUGAAAACCAGUUCACCCUGACCAUUUCCAAUCAGGGCACUCCCCUCACCUUCAUGCAUCAAGAGUGUGAAGGCAUUGUCGCGUCCAUCAUUCACAUCCGAACUAGAUGGGAGCUGUCACAGCCAGACUCCAUCCCCCAGCACACUAAGAUCCGGCCAAAGGAUGUUCCUGGAACACUUUUGAAUAUUGCAUUACUUAACCUGGGGAGCUCGGACCCUAGUUUACGGUCAGCUGCCUAUAAUCUUCUCUGUGCCUUAACCUGUACCUUUAAUUUAAAAAUUGAGGGCCAAUUACUAGAAACAUCAGGUCUGUGUAUACCUGCCAACAAUACCCUUUUUAUUGUCUCUAUUAGUAAAACCCUGGCAGCUAAUGAGCCACACCUCACCUUAGAAUUUUUGGAAGAAUGCAUUUCCGGAUUUAGCAAAUCCAGUAUUGAAUUGAAGCACCUGUGUCUAGAGUACAUGACUCCCUGGCUAUCAAAUCUAGUCCGUUUCUGUAAACACAAUGACGAUGCCAAACGGCAGAGAGUCACUGCUAUUCUUGAUAAACUGAUAACCAUGACCAUCAACGAGAAGCAGAUGUACCCGUCCAUCCAAGCCAAGAUAUGGGGGAGCCUCGGGCAGGUAUUCGUGUUGCAGAAAGUCGGCUUUGGGCGCUCAUCGGCACAUUUAGAUGCGAUUACAGAUCUGCUUGAUGUAGUGCUGGACAGCUUCAUCAAAACCAGUGCCACAGGUGGCUUGGGGUCCAUCAAGGCUGAAGUGAUGGCCGACACGGCCGUGGCGCUGGCUUCUGGGAAUGUGAAACUAGUGUCCAGCAAGGUGAUUGGAAGAAUGUGCAAAAUAAUUGACAAGACCUGCCUGUCUCCAACUCCUACCUUAGAACAACACCUCAUGUGGGAUGACAUCGCCAUUUUAGCACGCUACAUGCUGAUGCUGUCCUUCAAUAACUCUCUGGAUGUGGCGGCUCACCUUCCCUACCUCUUCCACGUGGUGACUUUGUUGGUGGCCACAGGUCCCUUGUCACUCCGUGCUUCUACACACGGACUGGUCAUCAAUAUCAUCCACUCUCUGUGCACUUGUUCACAACCUCAUUUUAGUGAAGAGACCAAGCAAGUUUUACGACUGAGUCUGACUGAGUUCUCACUGCCCAAGUUUUACUUGCUGUUUGGCAUCAGCAAAGUCAAAUCGGCUGCUGUGAUAGCCUUCCGGUCCAGUUACCGGGACAGGUCUUUCUCCCCCGGCUCCUAUGAGAGGGAGACCUUUGCCUUGGCAUCCCUGGAGACAGUCACAGAAGCUCUCUUGGAGAUCAUGGAGGCUUGUAUGAGAGAUAUUCCCGCAUGCAAGUGGCUGGACCAGUGGACAGAGCUAGCCCAGAGGUUCGCAUUCCAGUAUAAUCCAUCCCUGCAGCCAAGAGCCUUGGUUGUGUUUGGUUGUAUCAGCAAAAGAGUGUCCCACGGGCAGAUCAAGCAGAUUAUCCGCAUUCUUAGCAAGGGCCUUGAGAGCUGCCUAAAAGGACCUGAUAAUUAUAACAGUCAAGUUCUGAUUGAAGCUACCGUCAUAGCACUAACCAAAUUACAACCACUUCUUAAUAAGCAGGAGUCCCCUCUGCACCGAGCUCUCUUCUGGGUCGCUGUCGCCGUGCUGCAGCUGGACGAAGUGGACCUGUAUUCCGCAGGCACCGCCCUCCUGGAGCAGAACCUGCACACCUUAGACAGUCUCCUGCACGUCUUCAAUGACCAGAGCCCAGAAGAAGUGUUCAUGGAGAUCCGGCAGCCUCUGGAGUGGCACUGCAAGCAGAUGGACCAUUUUGUGGGGCUCAACUUUAACUCCAGCUUUAACUUUGCCCUCGUCGGGCACCUCCUGAAGGGAUUUCGGCACCCUUCACCUGUCACUGUUGCAAGAACCGUGAGGAUUUUACACACACUGCUAGCACUCGUUAAUAAACACAGGAAUUGUGACAAGUUUGAGGUGAACACCCAGAGUGUGGCUUACCUAGCAGCUUUACUUACCGUGUCUGAGGAGGUUCGAAGUCGCUGCAGCUUAAAACAUCGGAAGUCACUCCUGCUAACUGAUAUCACAGUGGAAAACGUGCCUAUGGAUAUAUAUCCCAUCUAUCACAGUGACCCCAGCCUUAGGACACUAAAGGAAACACAACCCUGGUCCUCUCCAAAGGGUUCUGAGAGACAUCUUGCAGCCAGCUACCCUCCUGUGGGCCAAACUAGCCCCCGAACCAGAAAAUCCAUGAGCCUGGAUAUGGGGCAGCCUUCCCAGGCCAACACGAAGAAGUUGCUUGGGACAAGGAAAAGUUUCGAUCAUUUGAUAUCUGAUGCCAAAGCUCCUAAGAGGCAAGAAAUGGAGUCUGGAGUCACCACGCCCCCCAAAAUGCGGAGAGUAGCAGAGAACGACUAUGAGAUGGAAACCCAGAGGAUCUCGCCGCAGCCACACCUGCCACUCCGGAAAGUGUCUGUGUCUGAAUCCAAUGUUCUCCUGGAUGAGGAGGUGCUCACAGAUCCCAAGACCCAGGCUCUCCUUCUCACUGUCCUGGCUACUCUGGUUAAGUAUACUGCGGAUGAAUUUGACCAGCGCAUUCUCUAUGAAUAUUUAGCAGAAGCCAGUGUUGUCUUCCCAAAGGUUUUUCCAGUUGUACAUAAUUUGUUGGACUCAAAGAUAAAUACCCUGCUGUCAUUAUGCCAAGACCCCAAUUUAUUAAAUCCAGUCCACGGGAUUGUGCAGAGCGUGGUCUAUCAUGAAGAGGCCCCACCACAGUACCAGACAGCGUACCUCCAAAGUUUUGGUUUUAAUGGUCUGUGGAGGUUUGCAGGACCAUUUUCAAAGCAGACGCAGAUCCCAGACUACGCCGAGCUCAUCGUCAAGUUUCUCGAUGCCUUGAUUGACACGUAUCUGCCUGGAAUUGAUGAGGAAGGCAGUGAGGAGUCUCUGCUGACACCCACCUCUCCCUACCCUCCCACAGUGCAGAGCCAACUUAGUAUUACUGCUAAUCUCAACCUUUCCAACUCCAUGACCUCACUGGCAACUUCCCAGCAUUCCCCGGGCAUCGACAAGGAGAACGUGGAGCUCUCCCCCACCACAGGGCACUCCAGCAGCGGGAGGACCCGCCACGGCUCCGCCAGCCAAGUUCAGAAGCAGAGGAGCGCGGGCAGCUUCAAGCGUCACAGCAUCAAGAAGAUUGUGUGAAGCCUCGUCCCUGCCUUUUCAGAAAACAAAAGCGACCGACGCCGCUGCCACGGCCCCCACGCCGACUUGCCGUCAGCCGCCCCUGCCCCUCCCCCUCCCCACGGACUCACCGUCAGCCUCUUUUCCCCUGCCCGGACUGCCCCUCCCCCCCCCCCCCCCACGCUCCCUGCCCCUUUUGCGAUGCUGCACUUGUCUCAUCUCUCCGCCCAUCAUCCGCGUGGCCAGAUGAUCAAUUUCUGAAACAGUCACCGAGCUCAAUGCUGCCUUUUCUUUUCCUUUUGUUUCCCCCCGCCUCGGGGCGGGUCUUGGUGGGUUUGAGUCAGUGUUUCAGAAUAACUCGAGAAGACCGUCUGGGAAGUGGGGAACGGGAACCUUCCUGCGGGGAGACGAGCGUCUCUGUCCCGCUGUUAGAACCGCUUCGUCCCGCGGUCUUGCCUUGCUUUCCUUUCUCGUUUGUCUCACGGAGUAAAGGGUUAGGGACGCUCGGGGAGAAGCGACAUCUGCAGCCCCUUCAACCUCACUUUGAGCUGUGGACUCUUUGUGACAACGCAAAGCUGGAGGAGUCCUGGGCUGAGGCUUCAGUGACUGCCCCCUGGAAGCCAGAAUUGUAAAAGGUACUUUGGGGAGAUGUCACGUUUCAUAGAACGUUGGUGAGACACGAACACACGGAGCUUUAGCAAUAAUUACAGGGGUGAAGCGUGGGGGGGAUCUCUUCUCUACCAAAAUCAGAGCUGUGACCAUCGAGACCCGUGUGCCAGCCCGGGUGUCCAGACCAGUUCCCUUUUCCCUCAGAUGUUUCUUUCCUAAAUCGUGGAUAUGCUCGAAGCCCUGCUUGUGAGCACUGACGAUGGAUCACCUAGUGGGGAUCAUGCUUUUCCUUUCUUCCCUUUGCUCUCAGAACAACUUUAGGCAGGGUCAUUGGGGAUGGAGGAAGCCAGCGUGGCCAGAGGGGUCAUUUUUUGGUAGGUCUCCGGUUUGGCCAAGGGUGACCGAAGCCUAGACAUACCGAGUUCCCUUAGUCAAAUGAAACGGUACUUAAUUUUGGAAGUAGCCAGCUCUCUUUCAUCUUACUUUGUCGAAUACAAAUUCCUGGUAGCUGCAUAUUAUUAGAUAUUUUUCACAGUAAGAUGUGUUGCCGAAUUUGUUGGGCCUUUAAAAAAAAAAAAAGAAUCGUACUAGUCAAACACUUGGGUUUUAUAAGAUAAAAUUGUAUUUAAUCACUGUGAAAAGACUAACAACCCUGCAACAAAGUAACCGGGGAGGGAACCGCGAGAUGCUGCGGUGCCAUGCUAAAGGGUUUGUCUGGAUCGUGAUAUGAUCUGUGAUAUGAUCCAGGUGAUGACUGCCUGGAGGGGCCUGCGAGACAGGUGGAAUCCUUAGAGCUCAGUGGGCGGGGAUCUGGAUGCUAUGCACACUUAGGGUAAACUGUGUACUGCAAGAGAGAGAUUCAGCUUCCAGCCCCUGCUUUCCAUUCAAUUAGAGGUAAAUAAAUUAUCAGUGACUUAGAAGAAGACAAGUGGCAGGGGAAGGGAGAGGACUUGGGAGUUUCCUGUAAUACUGUUUCAUUAGUGGAUUUCAGUAAAUUAAAUUCCACAGCUAAAUUAAUGAAGAAUGGUACAAUUAAGUGUUCCGAUUUUAAUAAUAUACACAUAAUCCACAUUUAUUCACACAGUAACAAUGUAAUAUGUUAAUGUAAAUAAAUUGCCUUUUGUUAUAUUCAGAAAUAACUUAAUUUUUUAAAUUUGUUUACAGUCCUGGAAAAAAAACGACAAACACAAACUUAAUAUGCAAAUGGUUUGCCAAAAUUAAAAAAAAACAAAACCUUAGUAUUAAUAAUUUUCUUGACAUAGGUUUCUUGGGAAAAGUUGAAGACUUGUGCAAUUAACCAAACUUAAAAAAAAAAAUCUUGAUUCUCUAAAUGCUGCAGUAGAAUUGUAAUGGUUCCAGUGCUCCAGAACCCGUGAGGAUGCUACAAGAACAGAACCAACUUUAGGAACAGAGCAGUGAUCUGUGCCAAGGACCAACGUUGCCAUCAGUUUGUAGUCUCGGGUCUCGCAAACAACAUCCUCAGAUCCAGUGAAUCUGGUCAUGUACUUGUCUCAUUUCUUGGCUUUUGGAAUAUCAGUCAUUGUGAACCUUCAGUCAUUCUGAUUCCAUCUUUUUUUUUUUUUUAAUUUUUUGUUUGUUUGUUCGAUGAACACAGCGAUGGGAAUUUGAAAAGCCGAACAAUUCCUUAAGGUCGUUUUUACUACUGAAAAUGAUGACUUUCAACCCAUUCAACUUUUCUGUGAGCAGAUUUUCCAAGGCCUGAAGAAACCAAGCCCUUUGCCUCCCCAUGGGAUUCAUUUGGAUUGAUUACCUCACGUAAGGAUCAGCAUGGCACCAAUCAGAAUUGUUUGCCCCGCUUUGAAACAUAGGAAGUCCACCUUCCUGACCUACUAGGAUAUCAUCCCAGGAAAUUUAAACCAUGGAGGUUGGAAAUGGCCAUUCUUGGCAAACCUUCACUUUUCUUGAAAACUUUGAGUUUUUGAAAGGAGCAAACGUGAACGGUCUGUAAUUUUGUCUUAUACCAUUCACCUUCCCUCCAUAAUUUGGGCUACGUUUUUGUACCAGACACUAGGAUCUGAACAUCUCAUUGUCAGAGCAUGUUACCCAUCAUGUAUCAUUUGUGGGGUUUUUUCCUGCCCUUUUUUAAGAGGGGAAAAAAAGAUAGUAAAUCAGUCAUUUCAGUCAUACAUAAUCUGUCUCUUAAACCAAUGGCUCAGUUCUCAUGUGCAUGCCCCUAUUUUCCAUAAAUGAGAAAUAUUUCACUUGGUUUAGGGACUGAGCUUUUGUGAAUUCCCACCAGGGCUCUAUUCCUAACUGAUUUGUAGGUUUUAGGGCUUUUCUGUUUUUAUUCUAGAGGUUGUUUUUUUUUUUUUUUUAAAUCUUCCACCCCAUCCCGAUGUAAUGAAGCAUGUCUUAUUCAAUGUUAUGCAACAAACUUACCACCAAAAAGUCACUCUUAGUGUCAGCCACAUUUUUUUUAAUGCAGUAUAUUCACUUGUAAAUAGUUUUUGUGUAAAAUUUGACAGAAAAGUAUAUUUACUACACUGUAAAUACAUGUGACAAUAUAUUGUAUUAUUUUGCUUCUUUUGUAAAGCAGUUAGUUGCUGUACAUGAAUAACACACAAAUUUGAUUAUUCUUGUGUUAGUAUUGUUAACUCCUUGCAAUUUGCAAUUACGUUACAUCAUUUAAAAGAAAAUGCUGUGUACUAUAAAAUGACCUUGUUGUAUGAUAACUUACUCUUCUUUCCAUUGGGGCCUAAAUUCUGACAAUGUUUCCUUAUCUGCAAUCCUGUAAUAACUGCAAGUGAGUCUACAGCAGCAGGAAAAGGGCUGCUGAAACAAAAUCGACAAUUCUAGGUCAAAUUGUAGAAAUCACAGUUUCAGAUAAUUGUCGUUCUCUACCCCGUUUUCCUCCUCAUGUAUGUACUCCCCCCUUUUUUGAAGUAAAAUGUAAAUUCAAACUGCC